CUUCAGCACAAUCAAUCUAAAUGAAUAGUAUUAUUUUACAAGUUGGUUUUAUCCUAAAGUAAAGUAUAAGCUUUACUCCCACAUAGAAAAAUCAAUCUCCAAUUCUUAUCCGAUUUCAAUGGCGACAUUGGGUUCUUUGGUGUGUGCAUCAACUCCAAACCCACCCAAUCAAAACCCAUCAUCUUCAUCGUCUUCUUGUUCAAAUUCAAGGCAAACCCUUUGUUUAACAAGACGAAGAUCUGUAGUUUUUACUUCCUCCUUGGUGGCCUCUUAUUUGCAUUUGCAUCAAAAUGGAAAAAAGCCCACUUUACAGCCCGCCAUAGCCCAAGAAAUGGACGAGCUUGACGUAGAUGAAAACCGGGUUGUUCAAAUUUUCCAGGAAAAUUUAUCCUCUGUGGUUUUUAUCAAGGACAUUGAGUUAGCUAAAGUCCCAAAGAGCACUUCUGAAAAGAGUGUAGCUGAUGAGGAGAAUGCGAAAGUGGAAGGAACGGGUUCUGGCUUUAUCUGGGACGAUUUUGGUCAUAUUGUAACUAACUACCACGUGGUUUCUAAAUUGGCAACGGAUAGAAGUGGCUUACAAAUCUGUAAGGUUCCGUUUUUCUGUAUUUUUCUUGCUGUAUUUGCUUAUCUUGAUGGGAACUUUGCAGUAUCUUUAGUGGAUUCUAGAGGCAAAAACAUCACUAGAGAAGGCAAAAUAGUUGGUUUUGAUCCGGAUUAUGACCUGGCAAUUCUGAAGGUCGAUGCCGAGAGAAAUGAGUUCAAGCCAGUGACAUUCGGCACAUCUCAUGACUUACGAGUGGGGCAAAGUUGUUUUGCUAUUGGGAACCCAUAUGGAUAUGAGAACACUUUAACCACAGGGGUUAUCAGUGGAUUAGGCAGGGAGAUACCUUCUCCAAACGGGAAAGCUAUUCGAGGAGCAAUUCAAACGGAUGCUGCUAUUAAUGCCGGUAAUUCGGGUGGGCCGUUGAUUGAUUCGCACGGGCAUGUUAUUGGAGUUAAUACAGCGACUUUCACCCGUAAAGGAAGUGGAACAUCAUCUGGGGUGAAUUUCGCGAUACCGAUUGACUCAGCUCUUCGAAUCGUGCCUUACCUUAUUGUGUACGGGACUCCAUAUGCAGACAGAUACUGAAAGAGCAUCGGAUAAUAGUUAAUAGUUAGAUAAUAAAUACUGACAUUUUUUUUUUCUUUACUAAGCUUUCAAACUGGUUUUCUUGAAGAUCAUGAAUCCAGUGUUGUGUAUAUGCUCAAGCUUCAAAAUUCGACAUAAUUUUUUGUGUUGUAAUUACCAUUUUUCUUUACAUAGUGCGAUCAUAACUUCGAAACAACGAUUAGCUAGACUUCAUUUUUCG
Molecule: messenger RNA, 1349 nt
Organism: Striga asiatica
Lineage: Eukaryota; Viridiplantae; Streptophyta; Magnoliopsida; Lamiales; Orobanchaceae
Source: the annotation of a GenBank genome assembly